ACUCCUCAGAAAAAUGAAUUAUGGAGGAGAUUGAUGUGGUCCUCACUCACUCACUCACUCUCCCACUCCUCCUGCCCCUUCAUCACUUCUACUUAUUACGCUUCUCCUUCCUUCCCCCUCCCCUCGUUGCACCACAUCCCAACUCCCAAACCAAACCAAACCAAAUAAUAAUACUGGGGUCAAUCCAUUGAUGGAGGGGAUGAGUAAAUUGGACUCGGACAAGCAGAUGAAGGAGAAGCCGCAUGUGGUGGUGAUGGUGAAGAAGGAGGAGGAGGAAUUUGAUGAUGAGCUGCAAGUGGACAGGAAGAAGAAAGGUAAGAGAUCGUCGUCGUCAUCAUCAGGAGGAGGAGGAGGAGGUGCAAUGAGACGGUGUCAGGCAGACAGGUGCACAGCUGAUCUGAGUGAUGAAAAGAAAUAUCACAGAAAGCAUAAGGUUUGUGACCUUCAUUCCAAGUCUCAGGUUGUGCUUGUCGCUGGCCUCCACCAAAGGUUUUGCCAGCAAUGCAGCAGAUUUCAUGAGCUAUCAGAGUUUGACGACACCAAACGGAGUUGUCGUAGGCGUUUGUCAGGACACAAUGAACGACGAAGGAAGAAUCCAGCCGAGUCUCAUGCUGUGGAAGGCUCAAGCCGCAAUGUUGGUACAAGGACUCAGUCCACUCACAAGCACUUCCAAAUCAAAUAAGAUUUAGAACAAGCAUGCUCCCUCUCUUCUGUCAACUUAAAGAUGUACAAUAAUAAUAAUAGAUGUUGGAUAUUUGGCUUGUAAGACAAAUCAAUUUCAUGUACUGUGCUAGGAUUGCUGCUACUCGGCUGAUUUAUCUUUUGGUAUAUUUCUUGUGUAUGCGGAAUUAUCUGGAAGGAGAAAGAGAAUGCAUCGAAUGGACUGGAAUAAAAAAGCCUCA
Pyrus x bretschneideri (Chinese white pear) is the source of this 902-nucleotide messenger RNA. Its product is annotated as squamosa promoter-binding-like protein 3. Gene Ontology annotation, molecular function: DNA binding. The transcript is spliced from 2 exons. The coding region runs from base 191 to 682 and encodes 163 amino acids. NCBI's taxonomy places the organism in Eukaryota, Viridiplantae, Streptophyta, Magnoliopsida, Rosales, Rosaceae. The record is from RefSeq and is a predicted model, not a curated record. Gene Ontology annotation, cellular component: nucleus.